This is a messenger RNA of Geodia barretti, 777 nucleotides long. Lineage: Eukaryota; Metazoa; Porifera; Demospongiae; Tetractinellida; Geodiidae. The record is from the annotation of a GenBank genome assembly.
AACACAUUCUCACACAACACACUCGUAAACUUGUGUAUUGAGUGUCACUAGAGAAAACACCUACCAUACUACCACACCUAGUUGUAAUGUCACUAGAAGGUGACCAAGAGGGAGAAGACACAAGGUCAAAUCCUACCAUACUACCACACCUAGUUGUAAUGUCACUAGAAGGUGACAAAGGAAGAGAACACCAGCUUCCACACAAGGUCUAAAUCCUACUGUAAUGUUCCUAUAGGCGAUCGUUGAGAAAUAACGAGUUUCAUGUCCUACUAAAACAACUGAACAUGGGAACCACCAGAUUACUAUCCGUAAAACCGUACUAUCAUCAGAAUUGGGAGUACAUUACACAAAAGAGGGUGUUUUGUAACAUGAUGUGUGGAGAAGAGAUACAUUGGAAUGCAGUGUGACCCAAUUAGUGUGCCACGGAAGGAACUAUUAAUGCUAUUCUCUGCCUGACCUAACUCGGAAAGAAUUCCAUCAAUCUGGCAGUAUCAACCACACCACGAGAGGGGGAAUAGCCAUGUCCAUCUCCACAUGUCAUCGCCAGGAUCAAUCUCUUUGUUCCUCCCCCCCCUCUCUCUUCGUCUGCAUGUGACUCAAUGUCUCGAUUUUAUCAGCACAGAGCGGCCCCCUUGGGAAAGAAAAGCAGAGAAUUACAUCAUCAUCUCCAUAGUGUGGGUCAAAGUUGCUUCUGAUUUAUGCACUUCUCGAAUUCCCCCACCCAUCUUUUCUCUCUCCUCUUCCUCUCUCCGUGUACAACUGGAACAAAGACUGUAA